Molecule: messenger RNA, 2527 nt
Organism: Polyodon spathula (Mississippi paddlefish)
Lineage: Eukaryota; Metazoa; Chordata; Actinopteri; Acipenseriformes; Polyodontidae
Product: phosphatidylcholine:ceramide cholinephosphotransferase 1-like
Exons: 6
Coding region: 503-1726 (407 amino acids)
Biological process (GO): sphingomyelin biosynthetic process; ceramide biosynthetic process
Cellular component (GO): endoplasmic reticulum membrane; Golgi membrane
Molecular function (GO): protein binding; ceramide cholinephosphotransferase activity; sphingomyelin synthase activity
Source: RefSeq, a predicted model, not a curated record
UCACACUCCCAUUUCCACUCCAUACAGUAUUGACGUGGAGUGAAAUUAACAGUCUUUCAAGUCAUGGGCUAGUUUCUUCCGUCAGAGUAGUUCCAGCCCCCAGCAUUACUGAGAGUUUUCCUGGUAGCUUUCGAAGACAUGCUGCAGAAAGUAACCACGGCUAAACAUACGCAGCUCAAGAACAAGGCUUUUUCUAAAGCGCAACGGUAAUUUAAGAUGAAAUCAUUUUUUAUUGUUUGAGGAUAAGGCACCACAGCAACCAAAUAAAUUUAGGCUGUUGCAACCCAAGAUUUGUGCAGAGAGCUGUCCCUCAACCGAUUCAAGAUAAAAUUUUCCCAAUUGGUUGUGCCAUACUGGGUUCUCCAGCAUUUUCAACCCGAUGUCCAUGAAACCACAUGAAGACACUCUGGGGAGGACUUUCUGUUCCAUAGACCGAGUGAAUUCCACAUCCACUCGCUUCAGUUUGCUUUGCCCCGUCUUUUAAUUCUGCUUUCGGACUGAAAUGAAGAAGGUAGUGUACUGGUCUUCAGAAGAGGUGUCCAGCUGGCUGGCAGAGGAAGGCAUGCCGGAAUACUCUGAUUCCUUCCAGCGUCUGAACGGCAAGGACUUGCUGAGGCUGACCGAGGCUGACUUCAAGAAGCCCCCUCUGUCUCUGGUCUGCUCGGACAAUGGGCAGCAACUGCUCAACAAGAUCAAGACGCUCAACAUUGAGCACCACAUUGAAGCCCACAAGAAUGGGCACGCCAAUGGGCACCUGAUCAAGGGCAAAAAUGGGGACAGCAGCAGCAGCAAAGCCAAACGCAAUGGCAUGCCCAACGGCUUCCGCAAUGAGAUGGUACAGAUCCACAUGCCGAUGCCCGAGAAAUCACACUUUCCCAUGGAGUGGGGCAAGACGGCCUUGGCCUUCAUCUAUGCACUUUUCUGUUUUGUCUUCACAACGGUCAUGAUCUCUGUGGUCCAUGAGCGAGUGCCUCCUAAGGAGGAAACCCCUCCGUUGCCCGACAAGUUCUUUGACAUUUUUGACCGGGUGGAGUGGGCAUUCUCUAUAUGCGAGAUUAAUGGCAUGAUUCUUGUGGCACUGUGGCUCAUUCAGUGGACUUUAUUAAAAUACAAAUCCAUUAUUGGCCGGCGUUUCUUCUUUAUUGUCGGCACGCUCUACCUGUACAGGUGUAUCACAAUGUAUAUCACAACACUCCCUGUGCCUGGGGUGCACUUCCAGUGUUCUCCAAAGCUGCUUGGAGACUGGGAAGCUCAGAUGAGGAGAGUAAUAAAAAUGAUUGCAGGUGGUGGGCUUUCUAUCACAGGGUCACACACCAUGUGUGGGGAUUACCUGUAUAGUGGGCAUACGGUCAUUUUAACACUCACCUACCUAUUUAUUAAAGAGUAUUCUCCCAGGCGGUUCUGGUGGUAUCAUUGGAUCUGCUGGUUUCUCAGUGUUGUUGGGAUCUUCUGUAUUCUGCUAGCCCACGACCACUACACUGUGGAUGUGGUGGUGGCAUACUACAUCACUACUCGACUUUUUUGGUGGUACCACACCAUGGCCAAUCAGCAAAUCCUAAAAGAAGCCACCAAUACAAACUUUUUUUCCCAGGUCUGGUGGUACAGUGCUUUCCAGUACUUGGAGCAGAAUGUCAGUGGAACUGUACCUCGCAACUACCAGCUGCCCUUUCCCUGGCGAGCGACCCCAUUCAGUAGAAAUGUGAAAUAUACUCGGCUAGACACAUAACGAUGGCAAGAGGACUGAAGGACUGCCCAGGAGGCUCUGAAGUCACAGCGGUAUUGGGGAUGAUAUGGAAAGACCGCCUGAAGUGCUACAAUCUCGUCACGAGAAGAUGCCACAGUGAAUUCCUUGCUAAUCCUUAGUUUAAUGUUCAUUUUUGACUUGUUCCAGUAAAACUGGUUAGCACUGUGAUUUUUAUUUCCAAAGGAUUCGUUUUUGGACAGACAUUUAGAACAUGCGUUGCAUUGUACAGACAGUUCUGAUGAUUUUGUAUUUUGCCAUUAGCCAAAACCUUGCUUCUUUGUAAAUCUGUCAACUUUAAAACUUGAUUUUAUUUUGUGACAAAUUUUGUGUCUCCAUUCUUAUCUGGAUAAAAAUGGGGUUUCUUAACUACAAAAAAAAAAUAAAAAAUAUAAAUAUAUGUAUAUAUACCUUUCAUACAAGAGUCCCAGUGAUUGGGCUGUAAGCCUUUUCCAAACAAGGUCUACACUAUGUACAAGAACAUGUUGCCUGUAUAAGAUCGCAGUGUAUUUUGAAAUUCUGUGUUAUCAAUGUGGCAGGCGUGACUUGUUGUGGAAAUUUUUUUUUUUUUUUUUUUUUUUUAAGCAAUCAGCCUCACGAGACAAAGAAAAGGUUCAAAAGUCAUUUUUCUAAAGUAUUUUACACGUUUAUUUUUCAAACAAAUGAUGAAUGGUGUGUAAAGAAAAUCAAAUGGACUUUUAGAUUUUUACAUUUUGUUAAGAAAGCAAAUGGGGGGGGAUCGUAUGUUCUCUUUUCUAGUGCCUUGUCUUGAUUGUACAUGUCAGA